Messenger RNA from Synchytrium microbalum, 2934 nucleotides. RefSeq lists its product as uncharacterized. NCBI's taxonomy places the organism in Eukaryota, Fungi, Chytridiomycota, Chytridiomycetes, Synchytriales, Synchytriaceae. The record is from RefSeq and is a predicted model, not a curated record. The coding region runs from base 1 to 2934 and encodes 977 amino acids. The transcript has 5 exons.
AUGGAAGCUCCCAAACCACUGGAAGAUACGGAUAAUGGCCAUUCUGCUGCUGAUGUAGAUAACGACACACACAAGCACGAGGAACAAGAUCAACACAUCGAGGAGGCUCAAGGAUCAGUCCUUUCCGAGCAUGGCCCAGCACUAUCGUCUUCAUCGUCUUCAAAUCAACCAUCGUACAGACCUGCUGGUAUAUCGAAAUCAUCAAAAUUGUCUGCCCUGCAUUCCAUAUUUACAGAUGACCAGAGGCUCGCCUAUGUAAUGUUGACACUCUUCACGAUAAAGAAUACCAAGAAUAGUCUGUAUGAAGCUGAAACUACUGUCCGAAAGCCGCUACAGAGAGCUGCUGCAAGCUACGAUCAAUGGAGUGAACGACUUGUAACGAGGUUGUUUCUCUACCUGGGCAUGCCGCCUGAAGAAGAGAAAUUAAUGAGGACUAUAUAUGACCGUGAUGAAGAUGAACGUCUACCAACUGAUAUCGCAUCGCCGUUACUGCUCGAUGCAGAAACUGCUGCUGAAACUGCCGAGCGAAACGCACUCCAAAAACAGGCUCUUGAGCAGGCUGCGCUUGAUGAAGGUAUAGCUCCACCCAACCUCGCUGAUGGCACAGACUCGUCUUCGGAUAUAGAACAUCCUGUAGAUAUCAGAUUCACCAUCCUAUCGCAUCUGUAUGUAAUCAGCAUCUCAGAUGGAAUCUACGACUCGCGAUCUCGCCAUCUCCUGAAAACCGUUGCCAAGUAUUUAAAUAUUGAUGAUACCACUGUUGGUAAACUAGAGUUUGCUAUAUCUGAAGAGUUAAGGCUGUCAGAGGGUAUGAGUGAUGUCGUCGAGUCUUCAUCGAUUAAAAAUGAACAUAAUAAUAGAGGGCAGGGUAGAAGGUGGAUGCUUAUGGGACUCGCUACGGUGGCUGGCUCCACUAUUAUUGGUCUUACGGCUGGUCUGGCUGCUCCAUUGAUUGGUGCUGGUAUUGGGCUGGCACUCUCUGGUGUUGGUGUAGCGGGAGGUACAGCUGUUGGUGGAUUUCUUGCCAGCACAACUGGUAUAGCACUCAUUGCAACUUCGGGUGUAUUGACUGGAGGUGGCAUGGCAGGAAUGAAAAUGCUCAAAAGAACCAGAGGUGUAGCUGAGUUCGAAUUCCAAAACUACGAUGACUCUUGUACAAUGUAUGAAUCAGAACGAGAGAAACGACGUCAAAAGAGACAGAAACGUAAACCUGCUGACGCCACGUCACCCACUACAACCAACAAUGCCUCUUCCUCCAACAUUAUAAAUCCAAAUGCAUCAACAGCAUCAAAUGAUGGAAAAUCUAUCGAGACUGGUGCCACUGCUGUAAACUCACCAAUACCACAAUCUGGAUCAGUCGAAUCUCUACCAUCUGGAGCCGAAGUAGACGAUGACAACUGGGAUACCACUACAGUAGCAGAAUCCACUCUAGAUGUCGAACAGCAGCCGCAAAUAACCUUUUCGCAUGCCAAACAAGAUAAUCGACCAAAGCAAACGAAUGUGCUUAUUACCAUUUCUGGUUGGAUUGCUCGAGGCAAGGAUGAUCAUGCUUUGCCAUUCUUGUCUAUAGAGCAGGGUAUUCAUGGUGAUCAGUAUGCUUUAAUAUGGGAGUCAAAAGAGUUGUUGGCUUUACAUAGUGCAUUGUCGCUGUUUGUGUCAGAGACUGCUGGUUUCAUUCUCCAGCAGACUCUGCAGGCUACUUUGCUGCCAGUGUUGAUGGCGGGUUUGACUGGUCCUUUGUGGCUGCUGAAAUUGACGUAUCUCAUGGACAAUCCAUGGGGCAUUGCAAUGUCCAAAGCGUCGAAGGCUGGAAAGGUCUUGGCCGACACUCUGAUUCUUCAAGUACAAGAGAAUCGACCAGUUACUUUGGUCGGAUUCUCACUUGGUGCACGUCUGAUAUUUGAGUGCUUGCUAGAAUUGGCAGAACGUGGUGCCCAUGGACUUGUUGAAGAAGCCUAUAUAUUUGGGGCUCCUUUGAUGGCCACAACAAAGGAAUGGGAUGCAGCUGCCAGUGUCGUCUCUGGACGUAUAGUAAACGGAUAUUUGCAAAAGGAUUGGGUCCUCGGAGUCUUGUAUCGCGCUUCCACCGCAGCGUGGAAGGACGUUGCAGGUCUAGGACCAGCACCAACGCAUCUCCACAAUGUCGAAUCCGUCCCAUUAGACGAUAUAGUGGCAUCCCAUCUAGAAUAUCGUGUCAAACUACCAGACGUGUUGAGGCAUGUCGGGUUCCAUGUCACAGGCAACAAAUUUGAAGAGGAAGAUGAGGAAGAAAAGGAUGAACGACAACGAGAAGAAGAAGAGAAAGCCCGUAAGCGAGAAGAAGCUCUAAAAGCCAGAACGGAUAUAGCUAAAAAGAAGGAAGAAGAACGUGCCAGACGAGAAAAGGAACGAUUAUCGAAGAAAUCGUCCUUUUCAGACAUGUUUGGAUUCUCUAAACAACCUCCGCCACAGGCGUCGACAGACUCUUUAAAUAGGGGGAAGAGAGGGCCUGGAGAAGCAAGUGGAUGGAUGUCUUCUAGAGCCGCUCCAGUAGUAGGUGGUGCUGUUUCUUCUGAUGGCAGCAGUAGUCCCACGAGCCAGGAUACACCUCGAGCUGUAUCAUCUGGAAGCUGGUUUUCCUUGUCGCGGCCACGUGCUGUCCCAACCAAUAAUAUUAGUAAUAAUAAGAAUGCGACGUCUGCUGAUGCCUCACCGAUAUCAUCAUCACCUAUCAUUACAUCGUCGUCGUCAUCGACUGAACCGCUGGAUGUCGCACCGGAAGGACUAGAGGAGAUGUUGCAGCCUAAAGAGAUACCAAGUACAUUACCACCACUUGUAUUGAAUCUGGAUUCUCCUUCACCGCCUAGUGAAGUCAGUGCAAUCAGUAGUGGUGGGAAUGUGACGCCACCGUAUGUCAAGAAUAUGGGGCAUGAGUGGGAGUCGCAGGAUUUGUAG